GGAAGUUCUUGCAACUCGUCCGCUGGUUGCAUGCAGUCGCGCAUCGCCCGACAUGGCUGCGGCAGACAAGGGGCAGCCCACAGAAAAGCUUAUACGCGUGCACGAUGAGCCUGGCGCGGUGCAGUUCACGUACAGAAGAGCCGCCGCCCUGAGCUUCUCCCUCGGCACGGGACUCGCUGCCAAUGGCGCCGCCGCCGCCGACGGCCUGCUAGCCGUCGUAGACGAGCGCGUGCAGAGCGUGCAGCCUGCAGUGCCACCAGCUCUAGAGGAGGAGCUGGAGGACUUCAUCUCGCUGGAUGCGCCGCCAGCAGCAGCAGCAGCAGCAGUAGCGGCAGUCCAGCAGCGACCAAGCUCAGCAGGGGCGGUGGGAAGCUUGCUAGACGACUAUGUGUCUUUAGGCAUUUUGGACAACCCGGCAGCGGCAGGCGCCGCAGCGGCAGGCGCGCCUAAGCCGGCAGGCAGCACCAGGCCGCAGCCGCUGAAGCGAGUGCCAUGGAUGGCGGCGCUGAAGGGCAUCCGCAGCCCACUGCUGCGCCUCCACCAAGAGAUCGUCGAGUUCUGCCGCUACCUGGCGCCCUCGGCGGAGGAGCAGGCGCAGCGGCAGGCGGCCAUGGACCGCAUCGAGGCCGUCGUCACCAGCAUCUGGCCCAAGGCCCGGCUGCAGGCGUUUGGCUCCUUUGCCACAGGGCUGUACCUGCCCACCUCUGACGUGGAUGCGGUCGUCAUGGGCAGCGGCUGCGCCGAUGUGCCGCAGGGCCUCAAGGCACUGGCUAACGCGCUGGCCCGCAAGAACAUGGCCAAAAACAUGCAGGUGAGGCCUUCUGGCUGGGUUCCUGCUGAUGCGGAGAGCGGGUACAACUUUGACAUUUCGUUUGACGUGGCCAACGGGCCCGAGGCCGCCGAGAAUGUGCGGGCGCUGAUGGAUGCGCUGCCGCCGAUGCGGCCGCUGGUGAUGGUGCUCAAGGUCUUCCUGCAGCAGCGGGAGCUGAACGAGGUCUACUCUGGCGGGCUGGGCAGCUAUGCGCUGCUCGUCAUGGUGGCCACAUUCCUGCAGCUGCACCCCUCGCGCCAGCCGCCAGGUGACUGCGGCCGCCAUCCAUGCUGCCUGCUGCCAUGUCUGGAGGGCUGCUUGGGCGUGCUGCUCGUCGACUUCCUGCGCUUGUAUGGCCGGGCACUGAACAAUGUGGAGGUGGGCGGGGCUGUGAUGUCGCUGAUCUGCAACUGUCUGGAUGCGGCCACUGAGUCCUGCCAUUCAUGCCCGCAGCCGGACCGCCCCUUCUUGUAUUCUGUGGAGGACCCCAACGACCCCACCAACGACCUGGGCCGCAACAGCUACAACAUCAGCAGGGUGCGGGGCAUGGGCAGCCUCUUUUUGGGGGGCCUCUUUGCCAUGCACGCGCCAGGUUGGCGGGCUUGGGAAACAAGCCGUCGUGCAGUCCUGGCAGCCUGCAGUGAAGCUCCCAGCCUGACAUGCUGCCUGCCCUGCCUGCCACAGGUACGGAUGGCUUUUGAUUGGGCCUACUGCCAGAUCAUCGCGCCCGCGGAGCUGGGCACGUCGCUGCUGCAGCGCGUCAUCCGGUGA
This is a messenger RNA of Chlorella variabilis, 1582 nucleotides long. RefSeq lists its product as hypothetical. The coding region runs from base 53 to 1582 and encodes 509 amino acids. The transcript has 9 exons. Gene Ontology annotation, cellular component: nucleolus; TRAMP complex. Gene Ontology annotation, molecular function: poly(A) RNA polymerase activity; mRNA binding. The record is from RefSeq and is a predicted model, not a curated record. Lineage: Eukaryota; Viridiplantae; Chlorophyta; Trebouxiophyceae; Chlorellales; Chlorellaceae. Gene Ontology annotation, biological process: RNA 3'-end processing.